CAGCCCCGCCCCGCUCCGCCCCGCCGCGCGCGUCCUUUUUGCUCUGUUCGGCCUGUGCUUAGUGCAGAGGCAGGCCCGUGGCUCGCCUGCUGCUGAGCAACCGCUGCCGAGGCGCUGUCACAGUUGGGCUCGGGCACCCACGGCCGUGUACCCUCUGGUGCCAUGUCGCAGAGCGGGGUCCCCGGACUGCAGGAGGAGAACCUGCAGGGCUCCUGGGUAGAAUUGCACUUCAGUAAUAAUGGGAAUGGGAGCAGUGUUCCAGCCUCAGUUUCUAUUUAUAAUGGUGACUUGGAAAAAAUACUGCUAGAUGCCCAGCAUGAAUCUGGACGGAGCAGCUCCAAGAGUUCUCACUGUGACAGCCCACCUCGCUCACAGACACCACAAGAUAUUAAUAGAGCUUCUGAAACAGAUACACAUAGCAUUGGAGAAAAGAACAGUUCUCAGUCUGAGGAAGAUUAUAUUGAGAGACGGAAAGAAGUUGAAAGCAUCUUGAAGAAAAACUCUGAUUGGAUAUGGGAUUGGUCAAGUCGGCCAGAAAAUAUCCCCCCUAAGGAGUUCCUCUUUAAACACCCGAAGCGCACAGCUACUCUCAGUAUGAGAAACACGAGCGUUAUGAAGAAAGGGGGCAUUUUCUCAGCAGAAUUUCUGAAGGUUUUUCUACCAUCUCUGCUGCUGUCUCAUCUACUAGCCAUUGGAUUGGGGAUCUACAUUGGAAGGCGCCUGACAACCUCCACCAGCACCUUUUGAUGAAGAAUUGGAUCCAGCUUGACUGACACGGUGGGGAUUUGUGUCUGAGCUUAUGACAGCUAAUUUGAAGAGCUGUCAUUGGGUGGCUGCACCACUUGUUUAUUCUGUACAUGCUGUGUUCCUGAUUAGUAAACUGAAAAGAAUAGACACUAAAAUCAUGCUGAUCUGUAAUUACACGUAUGGGAUCAAUUCAUAAGCAUGGCAGACUAAUAUCUACUAUAACAAUUUAGUAGUAAAUUUUCCUUGAUAUUAGAUAUAAAUAGUAUAACUUUAAUAUACUAGUUGUGAUGUAUGUAGUAUUUAAAAAUAUUCAGUUAAAAUUUUUUUUCAAAGAAUGAAUAACAUUGAUAUUAAAAUCACUACAUUGCCACGCAUAGUGGCGCAUGUGUAUAAUCCCAGCACUUGGGACACUGAGGCAGGAUUACCAUGGGUUUGAGGUCAGCCUGAGCCACCUAGUGAUACCCUAUCUCAAAAACUCCUCCAAAAAACUACAAUAAAGGGAUUGCCCAAAAGAAAUAUUGUGGCCUUAUAAUUAUUCUAUUGUAGAAUGUUUAAUUUAGAUGGAUGCAGAUUGUCUAUAAAGACCACUGUACUAUAAAAAUUAUCUUAAGUAAUAAGCUAUUGCUGGCCGUGGGUGGUCAGUUUUUUUUUGAUAAAGGCAUCUAUUUAGUGUCUUUUACCCUUCAUUUCUCUGGAUUGCAUCUUACUGUUGUUCUCAACUUUUGUGUGCUCUUAAAAUUAGCUUUAUUGUAAGCAAAUCUGUGUCUACUUUAGAAGACUGAAAGUAGGAAAAAAAUAAUUGCCAAAUAUUUUGGAGAUUAUUGUAAUUAUAUAGGGUUAAAAAUCAGUCAAGAAAGUUUUUUGAUUAAACCAGGCCUGUUCCCCAUUGUAUCGUUCUUUUAUCUUUUCUAUAGCAUGAUUUUUAGAAAGGCUGCAUCUUUGAUACGCUGUGUAUAUUAAUACUGUAUUGUUUCAUCUUUCCACCCUUAAUUCAGGUGUGUUAAAAUAAAUGUAACAUUUUAACUUUUAA
Molecule: messenger RNA, 1777 nt
Organism: Cavia porcellus (domestic guinea pig)
Lineage: Eukaryota; Metazoa; Chordata; Mammalia; Rodentia; Caviidae
Gene: Bnip3
Product: BCL2 interacting protein 3
Exons: 6
Coding region: 163-747 (194 amino acids)
Biological process (GO): positive regulation of apoptotic process; mitochondrial outer membrane permeabilization
Cellular component (GO): endoplasmic reticulum; nucleus; mitochondrial envelope
Source: RefSeq, a predicted model, not a curated record